This is a messenger RNA of Cataglyphis hispanica, 1144 nucleotides long. It is a transcript of the gene Der-1, whose product is annotated as derlin-1. NCBI's taxonomy places the organism in Eukaryota, Metazoa, Arthropoda, Insecta, Hymenoptera, Formicidae. The record is from RefSeq and is a predicted model, not a curated record. Gene Ontology annotation, biological process: endoplasmic reticulum unfolded protein response. The transcript is spliced from 2 exons. Gene Ontology annotation, molecular function: misfolded protein binding; ubiquitin-specific protease binding. Bases 189 to 950 code for a protein of 253 amino acids. Gene Ontology annotation, cellular component: Hrd1p ubiquitin ligase ERAD-L complex; endoplasmic reticulum membrane.
UACUUUGUAAUGUUUUUCACGAUAUAACCUAUACGCACGUAAGUCGAAUGCCGUAUGUACACGUAACCUAAGAAAUCUGUCGUGAAACAUCAUAUACUCCGGUGUGAUUAUACGUCAUUCGCUGACAGUAGUUUCAACUAUCGUACUUUGUAUCUUAAUUUAAAAGUAACAUUAGAGGACACGUUAAAAUGUCAGACGUGAGAGACUGGUAUAAAACCUUGCCGAUAUUUACAAAAUACUGGUUAACUUGUACCCUCGUCUUGACGUUACUCGGCAGAUUCGGAUUUUUGAGUCCGCACUUGCUGAUACUGUGGCCGGAUCGGUUUCUAAAUAAUUUCGAAAUCUGGCGAGCGGUGACAAGCGUCUUCUAUUAUCCGCUUAACCCGGCGUCGGGUUUUCAUUUCUUGAUCAACUGCUACUUCUUGUACAAUUAUUCGUUGAGGUUAGAGCGCGGGGAAUACGAUGGCAAACCCGCAGAUUAUUGCUUUCUCCUGCUGUUCAAUUGGAUAUGCUGCGUCAUCAUCGGACUUAUCGGUGAUUUUUCCCUGCUCAUGGAUCCUAUGGUGCUCAGUGUGUUAUAUGUAUGGUGUCAGCUGAAUAAGGAUGCUAUCGUAAACUUCUGGUUUGGUACACAAUUCAAAGCCAUGUAUCUGCCAUGGGUCUUGUUUGGAUUUAAUUUGAUCAUCUCUGGCGGUGGAAUGAUGGAGUUAUUUGGCAUUCUAGUUGGACAUCUGUAUGUCUUCUUGAAAUUUAAGUAUCCUCAAGAACUCGGUGGUCCAGAAUUACUCAACACUCCAAAGAUACUUGAAAGUUACUUUCCCCCUCAAAGAAGUGGUGUUCAAUCAUUUGGAAGUGCACCGAUAUACAGGCCAGCUGGACAACCAAAUGCUCAAGGAAGAAAUAUAUUUGGAGGACAUAACUGGGGAAGAGGUCAUGUAUUGGGCCAAUAAUUAAUUUAGAAAUUUUACUUGUAAAGUUAUUAAACACACAAGAAAUUUUCUGUUUUAAUAUACAUUCGUUUUGCGACUUAUAGUUAAUAUGCAAGGGCAAUACUGGUUUCUUGAUGUCUGUGUUACUGAUUCUUCCAGAUAUCUCUUUUGUAAACUAUUACAUAACUUCAGUAAUUAAAAUAUAUAUAUAUAUA